Messenger RNA from Linum trigynum, 3575 nucleotides. The record is from the annotation of a GenBank genome assembly. NCBI's taxonomy places the organism in Eukaryota, Viridiplantae, Streptophyta, Magnoliopsida, Malpighiales, Linaceae.
CUUUACACUCUUCAUCCCCAUUUUUCUUCUCUUAUGCCUUCGAGUGCAAGCAAUUUAAACUAUUUUCUUUUCUUUCCCCCGCCUACUAGAACAUUAAACCACCAUUCUAACGCCACAUUCCAUUCCCAAGAUCAUAUCUAUAACCAAAAAAGAUAAAAAAAAUCAAGAUAAAAAAAUCAGUUCCCCCUUCCUCCUCCAUCUUCUUCUAUCUGAUUCAUUUUAGUCUCCAUCCCACCUAUUUAGUUCUCAACAAUUCACGCCACAGACAUCCCUCGCCUCCUCGUUUUCCCCAUUUCUAUGAUUAUUAAAUCCCAUUUCAUUAUUUUUUAAUUAAUGAACCCAAUUCUAGAUUUCGAACAAGAGAGGAAGAGGAAGAAGAGGGCAUGAUUUGCAGAGGGGAGGAGGAAAAUAAUGAGCAUGCCCUCUCAAAUCUCGGUUCCCGUGCUUUCCCUCAGAUUUGGCAUCUGGGUUCUGCUCAAAUCGGUUCGACUUCUCUUGUCCUUCCUCGAUUCGGAAUUUACCAAUCUCAUUUUCCGUUCUCCCCUUACCGGGUCUUCCUGCUUUUCAUUUUGCAGGUUUGGUUGAUUGAUCGCGUCCUUGUGUCUUUCUUUUAGUAGCAUUCGAGGUAAGAUAUUGAAUAACCCAUGUUUCAUUUCCUCCGAUCGCUUUUGCUUGAUUUGAUCGUUCAUCGUCCCCCCCGUUUCUGGGUUUUGAUUGGAUCCAGGUAAAGUUUUGGAAUUUAGGCAAAACGAAAGGGAAGAUGCAAGCGUCAUCGGAGAAUGGGAAGCUGUUCAUCGGCGGGAUUUCGUGGGACACGAACGAAGACCGGCUCCGUGAAUACUUCCGGUCGUUCGGAGAGGUCGUGGAAGCCGUGAUAAUGAAGGAUCGGACCACCGGUCGGGCUCGCGGCUUUGGUUUCGUGGUCUUCGCCGAUGGAGCCGUCGCCGAGCGGGUCACUCAAGAGAAGCACAACAUCGAUGGAAGAAUGGUCAGUUUCUUUUUCCUCCCCUUCUCUUCCUAGUUUAAUGAACAAACGUCAGCAUCAAUGACGAGUUUGAUUGAUUGCAAUGGUCGAGUCGGUGGUGAAUUACUUGGCGAGGAGCACUUUAGAUGAGUGACGCCAGAUCGAUAGUUCAUAUAGGAAAUAUGCUUAUUGUUUUAGAAUGUUUGAUUCCGAAAUGUACUGAAAACAUGGUUAGUAUUAACAAUGAUCUAACUCGAGCGAAUGAGCUGACCAGAAGCUCUUUUUUGCUGUUUAAGUAUCUAUAGGCAGAGUUUUAUCUUCGUUGUGAUUGUACUUGGUUCAAAUUAGAAUUAGGUUCGUAACGCUACUGAUCAGUGGUUCAAAUGCAGAAUGUUCGUUGUUAUGAGAAGCUUGACUCUGGGAUUUGCUGAAACCACAAAAUUAUUACUGAAAGCAUGACUGCAAUGGUCUGUAAUCGUGUGAACUAGUUGAUAAGAAGCUGUUUCUUGUUCUUCAACUGUCCGUAGCUAGAGUUCUAUUGUGUGGGUGUGAUCUUACUUACCUGACCUGAUUUGGAAUCAGAUUACUAACAGAACGGAUGAAUGCAAAAUGAUAAUCACCAUGACAAAUUUGAAUAUUGGAAUUUGGUGAAAACAAUGCUAGCAUUAGGUGAAAGUUUGAUUGCAUCCGAUGGUCUGAUCCCUGAGAAUGAGUUGAUAAGAAACUCUUUUAUAUGUUUUUUUAAGUAUCCGUAGACCGUAGGUAGUGUUCUAUGAUUGAUUGGUGAUGAAAGAUCAUUAAUAUUGGAACGUGACUUUGAUGUAACUUGACAAUUUGAUCAGGUGGAGGCAAAGAAAGCUGUUCCUAAGGAUGAUCAAAACAUUCUUCACAGAACUACAAGUAGCAUUAUUCAAUAUGGUUCUCCAAGUCCAGGCCGAACCAGAAAAAUCUUUGUAGGAGGGUUAGCAUCCACAGUCACAGAAACCGAUUUCCGUAACUACUUCGAGCAGUUUGGAACAAUCACAGAUGUGGUAGUCAUGUAUGAUCACAACACGCAGAGGCCAAGAGGGUUCGGGUUUAUAACAUACGAUUCGGAGGAAGCAGUUGACAAAGUCCUCCACUUGAAGACCUUCCAUGAACUCAAUGGGAAAAUGGUCGAGGUCAAGAGAGCAGUCCCCAAGGAGUUAUCUCCAGCUGGUCCAAGCCGUGGUACAUCUCCACUAAACAACUAUGGUCUCGGUAGGGUUAGUAGCAGCUUUCUUAGUGGUUACAAUCAAGGAUAUAACCCGGGAACAGUUGGUUAUGGGCUUAGAAUGGACCACGGAGGAAGGUUCAGUCCUGUUGCUGCCAGUCGAAGUGGGUUUGGUCCCAAUUUCGGUUCGGGUUAUGGGAUGGGUUUGAAUUUUGAGCCUGGUUUGGGUCAAGCUGCAUAUGGAGGGAGUGGUGGGAAUUUUAACGGCGGGUUCAGGGGGAUGAUGAAUCAUCAUCCUUAUUACAUUGAGAACACAAAUAGGUUUGGUAAUCCAAUAGGGUACGAUACUGCAGGUAGUACUAAUGGAGGAAAUACUUCAUUCUUCAGCUCAGUUACUAGGAACAUGUGGGGAAAUGGAGGGCUUACCAACUCUGCUGGUCUAGAUGAUGCUUAUGCGGGACCUGGAAACACAUUUGGCAACAGAGGUGGUAUCAGCUGGGGUGAUGAAGGCAACAACAAUGUACCCAACAAUAGUCUGAAUUUCUCAUAUGGCGGUGGGGAGAACAGCUUUAGCUUGGGGUCUACUGCAGGUGGAUAUGGAGGAGGAAGAAGCAGCAGUGUGAUGAACCAUACUGCUUCGUCGGGCGGUGGGUUUGAUGGAGGAUUGAUAGGUGAUCAUCUCUAUGUUGGAGGUGGUGGUUCCGAAGAUUAUGGAGAUCCCGCUUGGCGAGAUGGGGGGCUUCCGCUUGGCAGUAAUAAUACAACUUCAGAUGUUGCAGUGAAAAGCCCUUCUCCUGGUUUUGUUGGUGGCUAUAGUGUUAAUAAAAGACAGGCAACUAGAGGAAUUGCUACCUAGGAGGAUCAAUCUGUUGAAGCUGGUGGAAAUUACUGUGUAUUACCACAGAUUUCCCCCUACCUCGAUAAGUAUAUUUACUGUCUUAGUUAAAGAAGGAUUUACCAUGGGGUUAUUCUGGAGAUGAACUGUGGAGUGCCCUGGUCUUAAGAAGGAAGAGUUUAAGUUAAAAGCUUUAGGGAUAAUACAUAGAAGAAGUUACAAGGGAGACUAUCAUGUUAUUGUUUGAGUGCUUUGUAGGGGGAUUCUAUCUUUGAUUCUUAGCAUUUUUGGUUAUUUGAGUGAAAUGUACAUCAGCUUGCGGCAGCCAUACCAAAAAAUGGAUAUGAUUACAUAGGGUUUCUUUUGUUUCUUCUCCUUUGGUUUCGAUUAAGGUCUCUUUGUAGCAUACCUGGCAGUUUUGUGGAUUCUUGUCAGGUAUAUUUUCCUCUCUGCUGUAUUCCUUAUCCCCCUCGGAUUAUUGUCUGUAUUGUUGAGCUUGAAUGUUCUAGUGCAGCUAGAGAGAACAAAACUUUUCUGAAAGAUACCCAUCUAGGGUUUCUCAUAAAUAAACAAAUACUAUUAUU